CAUUGAGCAGAGAGCUUUCAUUGCUUUUAUCUACCACUACAACCCUCUCAACAGCCCACUUCUUUUCCUUUUAAUUGCACUCUCUCUUCCAAGAAAAGCAAGAAACACAAACAAGAUUUGGGUCUUGUAAUUAAUUUGCACAAAGUGAGAAUAAAUUGAUUGUGGGUCACUCUUCUUUUCUAAAUUAAAGCCAAAGUUUGCAUCUUUAUAUAUAAAUAUUCUCGUUUUUUGGAUGUACUCUGAGAAGAAGAAACAACAAUGAGGAGAAAUUGGUUAAUUUUACUCCUGAUUUUAGUUGUUUUCUUUGUUGGGUGCUCCUCAGCUUCAUCCUCUCCUCCUGCAAAAAUUGUUAGUGGGGUUGUCUCAAAAGUUGUUUCACUUCUACUUAGAUGGCUCUGGUCACUAACAUCUAACAAACCAACAGCUCUUUCUGGCCGCUCGAAGAUGAAAUUUGAAGGUGGUUACACUGUAGAGACUGUUUUCGAUGGAAGCAAACUUGGAAUUGAGCCUUACAGUGUAGAGGUUUCCCCAUCAGGGGACCUUCUGGUGUUGGAUUCUGCAAAUAGUAAUAUCUAUAAAAUCUCAACACCGUUGUCCCGAUAUAGCAGACCAAAGCUUGUAGCUGGCUCAUCUGAAGGUUACUCUGGCCAUGUGGAUGGAAAGCCAAGAGAAGCAAGAUUGAACCACCCAAAAGGGCAUACCAUUGAUGAGAGAGGAAAUAUUUAUGUUGCAGACACCACUAAUAUGGCAAUUAGGAAGAUCAGUGAUGCAGGGGUUGUGACGAUUGCAGGAGGGACAUUGUCUCGAGGGGGAGGUCAUGUUGAUGGUCCAAGUGAAGAUGCAAAAUUCUCAAAUGAUUUUGAUGUGGUUUAUGUUGGAAGCACUUGUUCUCUUUUGGUUGUUGACAGGGGAAAUCAAGCAAUUCGUGAGAUUCAACUCAAUGAUGAUGAGUGUUCCCAAAAGUAUGAUGGAGAUCUUAAUUUAGGCAUAGCAGUUCUUGCUGCAGCAGGAUUUUUCGGAUACAUGAUGGCUCUGUUACAACGUAGGCUUAUAGCCAUGUUUUCGUCCCCCGACUCCUACCAUGAACAUAGAGAUUCAUUAAAGGGUUUCCCUCCUGCACCAUAUCAGAAGCCUCCUGUAUCAGUUAGGCGUCCCUUAAUUCCAGCUGAACAUGAACAUGAACCCGAGAGAGAAGAAGGCUUUUUUGGUUCAUUACAUAAGCUUUUAAUAAACACCAGCUCGUCUGUAGUUGAACUCUUUGGAGGAUUAUUCUCAGGGUUUAGAAAACCAGUGCAUCCUGUCCAACAACAAUAUUACCAGCAAUUGAGCAGACAUGCUAACACUUGGCCCGUGCAAGAAAGCUUUGUCAUUCCAAAUGGAGAUGCACCACCUCCAUUAGAAAGAAGAGACCCAACUCCACGAAAAACCUACCAAUCUACUACAAAGGACAUGGAGAAAAGUCGGCAAUAUAAGCAAAACCAGUCUUUUUAUGGUGGGUGGAAUGGAGAUUUUCGUCAGCAACAACAGUUCCAGCAGCAUAUGCAACAGCAGCAGCAGCAGCUAUACCAACAUUUGCAGCAACAGCAACAUAAACAGAUUCAACAGCACCAUCAGAGACACCAGUCAUCUAGUCCUCAGACAUACUAUGAGCAAAACUGCGAGACAAAUGAGAUCGUAUUUGGAGCAGUCCAAGAACAUGAUGGGAGGCAUGAAGCUGUUGUCAUCAAGGCUCUCGACUAUGCAGAUCCUAAGAGCAGUAAUAUUCGAUCCCGGUAUAAUUAUACGGGUUACUCGUAUGGUUAUUGAUCUUUCUUGAAUCUACUUUCAAAAUGUAGUAUGAACUUGUACUAGGUAUAAAGAAACCAAUUUAGAACAUUAAGUUAGUAGCAAAAUUAUCUCCUUGCAGAGUCUCCUA
This is a messenger RNA of Daucus carota subsp. sativus, 1915 nucleotides long. RefSeq lists its product as uncharacterized. The transcript has 8 exons. The coding region runs from base 259 to 1806 and encodes 515 amino acids. The record is from RefSeq and is a predicted model, not a curated record. Lineage: Eukaryota; Viridiplantae; Streptophyta; Magnoliopsida; Apiales; Apiaceae.